Messenger RNA from Malaya genurostris, 2505 nucleotides. RefSeq names its product phospholipase A1 member A. Gene Ontology annotation, biological process: lipid metabolic process. Gene Ontology annotation, molecular function: lipase activity. The record is from RefSeq and is a predicted model, not a curated record. The transcript is spliced from 5 exons. NCBI's taxonomy places the organism in Eukaryota, Metazoa, Arthropoda, Insecta, Diptera, Culicidae. Bases 877 to 1956 code for a protein of 359 amino acids.
GAAAACCGGAGAAAAUACGGUAGUGGUUUAUUGUUUUGGUCGCGGCUAACAAUUAUGCACACUGCGAGGUAGCAUUGCAUGGAAAUGAUCGCACACUGAUUACGAUGAAGUAACAAGUGAUGAGUGCGCAGACAAAAAAAAAUAUUACACUAAAGGCGGACCUAAAGACGACGAAUCAAUGAGCUGACCGUGGUUGCGUGAAGCAUCGCUACUGACAGGAAAGUCUAUUGUCUGUGGUGUUACGACGGUAUAAGUGGAAUUAGUUUUAUUGGCUUGCUGAUGAACUACUCACUAAAGUUACGCUAAGUCUUCGGAGUGGCGAUUCUCCACUCCCGCAUAUGUCGGUGUUGUCUCUCAUCCAGUUGCGGUUCACCGACUCUAUAGCUGCUAUUGUGCUGAUGCCUGAGCCGAGCCUCGUUUGGCCUGACCAAAACAGAAACUAAAGCCAAAACAAACUCAAUUUCGUACCAAGGUAACCGUUCCACCGACCGACCGUAAGCAAACGAAAGUGAAACAGUGAAGACGAGUUUAGUCGCCCUGCCCCUGCCCGGAGAGUAGUGCUGACUUUAGUGGCCCCCUUAUUCGCCCGUUUUGUGGACCGCCGUGGAGUAGCAGGGUGCAGGACCGGUGAAGUGUUUGCUCUAGACAGCAUCAGUGGCGACGGCCGGAUAGGUAUUACUUAAUCGAAGCAGGUAUCCGAGCUGUCGCAAACGGAUACUUCGAGUGAUGAUGAUUUGGCCGAAUUGCACUUCCGAGAUAGUGGUUUUCAAGUGAAUGUUGUCUUGCAUAUUUUCGCUAUCGUAGUGCAUUGUGAGACGGGAAAAUAGCAAAACAAGUUUGAUUUGAUUUCCUUACGAGCUUCGGAGUCACUUUGAGAUGCAACUUCCCGACGCAGCCAAAGUAUUCUCUUCACCGGUGAUAAUCGGUGUAAUCUGUGUCGCUCUCCGACUGCUGGUCGAACCAAUCGAAGCCCAGCAAGAUGCCAGCAACGUGUUCAACACCUCCUCCUGCCUGGAAAAACCGUACCGCUGUCCACAUCCGAAAAUCAAGUUUUAUCUCUACACCCGACGAACCCAGCAAGCACCCGAGCUAAUCGAUGUGUUGAACAAAGAGUCCCUCUUCCAAACUCACUGGAACCCAAAACACCCGGUAAAAAUAGUGAUCCAUGGAUUCGGAGGUGGUCGAAAUCUAUCUCCCAGUCCGGAUAUGCGAAAGGCGUACUUCAUUCGAGGGAACUACAACAUAAUCAUCGUCGACUAUGGAUCGGCCGUGACGGAGCCCUGCCUAAGCCAAAUCGAAUGGGCUCCUCGCUUCGGUAGUUUGUGUGUUUCUCAGCUGGUCAAAUACAUUGCGUCACAUCCGCGAGGCGUUCCGCCGGACCGGAUGCAUUUGAUUGGAUACAGCGUAGGAGCACACAUUGCCGGACUGGUAGCGAACUAUCUUACCCCGGAGGAAGGGAAAUUAGGACGCAUUACUGGACUGGAUCCGACGAUAUUCUUCUACGCCGGUACAAACAACUCGAGGGAUUUGGAUACGAGUGAUGCCCAUUUUGUGGACAUUAUUCACACCGGGGCCGGAAUUCUCGGGCAGUGGAGCGCUAGCGGACAUGCGGACUUCUACAUGAACGGUGGCACCAGCCAGCCAGGUUGUGCAAGUAGUACAAUAUUUCAAACUCUUGCUUGCGAUCACACGAAAGUGACACCAUACUUCAUCGAGUCAAUCAACAGUGAAAAAGGUUUUUGGGCUGGUCCAUGUUCAACGCUGGUAUCCUACCUGCUCGGCUGGUGCGAACCAAAGGAUUCGGACUACGUUCUGAUGGGAGAACACGUUCCUCAAACGGCUCGUGGAGUUUAUUACGUUACUACGAAUGCGAAACCACCGUACGCCCGAGGAUUCCCGGGUAAAAACCGCCGGACAGCCAAGAACUCCGAAUAUGGCGGAGUUCGACGCAGAUAACAGCGCGUUCUGCCAUCGCAAUAUCAAAAUCGAGUGAAAGCAAAAUGGUUGUGAUAAAAUUAACAAGUCUAGACAUAUUUUUAAGAAAAGCGAUAUUCAUCAAAUGCAGCAAUUCCAGUGACAUAUCAUUAGUGUAACAAGUGUCUGUCUAGUUUGUAGUCAAAUUAUUCAAACUAAAGUGAAUGCAAGAAUAUGAACCCAUACAGGUAAUACAAGUUGUGGGAUCUGAAGCCAAUAUGAUUGAAGUAGAUCAGUAAUAAUCCAGAACCACUAGUACACAUGUCACACUCGCUGACAGUUAAUUGUAGACAACAGUCAAGCAUAAAAAAAAGAAAAAAAAACUAACCCAGCAGCUCGCAAAAUAGUUGUAGAUUUCAAUUAAAUGUAACACGUUAUUCAAAUUAGGGCAACGAUAGAGAAACUAGUGUUACCAGUUGCAACGAGGAAUGCAGUUAACUAGAUAAACUGACUACUAAAUAGUAUAGUGACAGUAGUGUUGAAGUAUUUAAUACUUUCUAUCGAAGAAAUAAAUUUUGCUUUGUCGUGUUA